This is a messenger RNA of Closterium sp. Yama58-4, 729 nucleotides long. Lineage: Eukaryota; Viridiplantae; Streptophyta; Zygnematophyceae; Desmidiales; Closteriaceae. The record is from the annotation of a GenBank genome assembly.
AUGAAGGCAGCUUUGUACCGCUACAUCUGCCUUCAGCGCGCUAACGGGGUGGCCAUCUCGGUGAAGGACACCCAGAAGUGGAGCCGCGAGUGGAUGAAGAAGCAUUACCCCGGCAAGGAUUGGAAUGCGAGCUCUCACUGGAGCCAGCGUUUCCGUGACCGCUGGAACCUGUUCGCCGCUGUGUCCUCUGUCCCACCCGCAGGGAACCUGGGGAGGCCUCCGCACCCCGUGGUGCUGCAGUGGAUCGCGGAGGCUUGGGAUCAAGUCCCCAAGCAGAUCAUCAUCGACGCGUUCCGCCACUGUGGGAUCUCCAGCAAGCUGGACGGAACGGAGAACCACCUGGUGAUGUCUCACCUGCGCGCCAGGAGCACCACCUUUGUCUCCGAGGACAUGUCCCUCGGGGGGACCACAGGCGACAACACGCGCCUCCACGGGAAGGCUCUAGAGGAGGAGGAGGAGGAGGAGGAGGAGGAGGAGGAGGAGGAGGAGGAGGAGGAGGAGGAGGAGGAGGAGGAGGAGGCGAUGCAGGCGGAGGGCGUGCGGGAGGUGGCCGUGGCAACUGGCCUGGAGGUGCUGUACCAGGAGACCCCCAACUACCGCGGAGCGGCGGCCGAGGCUGACCGCAUGAUCGAGCCUAGGGAGACGGCUAGGCAUGCCUGGCGAGUGCCAGACCUGCGUGUAGAGCCUGCGGUUAGUGCUGGCGAGGAGGCGCUGAUUGAGGGGGGUUAG